This is a messenger RNA of Cyprinodon tularosa, 903 nucleotides long. Its product is annotated as tumor necrosis factor receptor superfamily member 14-like. Gene Ontology annotation, biological process: defense response to Gram-negative bacterium; positive regulation of T cell migration; positive regulation of peptidyl-tyrosine phosphorylation. The transcript is spliced from 7 exons. The record is from RefSeq and is a predicted model, not a curated record. Lineage: Eukaryota; Metazoa; Chordata; Actinopteri; Cyprinodontiformes; Cyprinodontidae. The coding region runs from base 99 to 836 and encodes 245 amino acids. Gene Ontology annotation, molecular function: protein binding; transmembrane signaling receptor activity. Gene Ontology annotation, cellular component: membrane; external side of plasma membrane.
UGACUUCCUGCUUUAGGUGUCCCAGCUCCGUCCGUCCUCCAUCUGUAUAAAACAAUUUGUCCAGAUCCGUUGGGAGAAAAGGUCUCCUGUCGUUGAGAAUGAUGUGGAGAAGAACAGCUUGGAUAACAACAUCUAUGUUGCUGCUCAUCCUAAUGAGAGCCUCCAGAGUUCAAACCACCACAUGUCAUCAAGCAGAGUACAGCGUGGGGGACAUCUGCUGUCCAAUGUGUCCUCCUGUGAAUCGUGUUAAAACAGACUGCACAGAGCUCAGAACUACAUCUUGUCAGCCUUGCUCAGCUGGAACUCAUAUAGACGUCCCAAAUGGACUGAAGAGAUGCUCUCCAUGCUCCACCUGUGAUAAAGGAGCUGGUCUGAAGGUAAAAGAAGAAUGUGGACGAUCUGCAGACACAGUCUGUGAACCAAUGGAGGGAUUCUUCUGUACUGACCUUAAACCAGGAGGCUGUGGAGCAGCACAGAGACACAGGAGCUGUGAACCAGGACAGUUCAUCAGGAGGACAGGAACAGCCUCCACAGACACAGACUGCUCUGACUGCGUCGCUGGAACGUUUUCUGAUGGAUCAAUGUCGUCCUGUCAGCAACACACACAAUGUGAAGAACAAAACCUUCAGCUGAUAAAAGCAGGAAAUACUUCAACUGAUGCUGAAUGUGGAGAAAAGAAAAACAUCACAGGAAUAGUGAUCGGUGGGGUGAUGGGUUUUUUAGUUCUGGCAGCGACUAUUGCUGUUGUUUUUCUCUGGAAAUAUCAAAGGAAGAGACUAUUAGAUAUUUGCAGAAAAAAACAAAAAUCCCAAAGGGUAUGUAGGUUUAUUAACUGAACAGAUGUUGAUAGAAAUAUUCACUUUAUUGAAGAAAUCACUGACUUUUCUUCUACAUAACAGGAUC